UAUUACAGUUUGCUUAAAUUACUUUUUAUAUUAAACCGUGACGACGACGACGACGAAUUACAAACCACAUUACAAGACACAAAUUGCAUACAUAUCAAUCCGCUCUCUCUCUCUCUCUUUUUCUCGCUCUCUUAUAAUAUAUAUGUUAUAUCUAACUAACUCUUCUCUGCUCUGCACUUGCUGUAUCCACUAUACUCUUUAUUAUGUAUUAUCCCGUUUUCCAACUCCAAAACCUUAAUUAAAUAAUAAUAAAUCGGACGUGUGCUGGGGAACCAGCGGAGCUCUUCGUGGCGGGCUGGCUGCUCCUCACAGACACACCCACACCCACACACACAUACACACACACACACACUCUCUCUCUCUCUUUCCGUCUCUUCGCUCGUGUAUACACACACACCUUGUUUCUUUCCUUGUCAUACGUAACAGAUAGACUGGUGGCAUGUCAAAAAAUAGAAAGCGCAACACAUGGGCAUCAAGUGUAUCCGAUCAGGUCUUACUUUCCACACCAAUCCAUGAACAAAGUCGUCAAGAAGCUGUGUAUGCCCUGAUCCAUAACGAGCGUCACUAUCGCAACGAACUUGACACUCUUUAUACGCGCCUUGUUCAACCACUGUAUGAAUUCGACCGGGUCGAUCCACAAGAACGUGCAACCUUCAUCCAGUCCGUGUUCCAAAACCUUAAAGAUCUCAAACAAGCCAAUCAAAAACUUGUCCAUGCAUUAAGCGACCGGCAAAAAGAGUUCGAAUCGCUGAUCCCCACUGUGAGCGAUGUGUUUUCCGCCCACUUUCUACCCAUCUUGGACGAUUACCAAGUAUACUGCAGCAAUUUGCCCCGUGCCACCUAUCUAUUAACGACCCACCCGACAUUUCCUCCGCACCUUACACAACAAGAAUGGCCAUUGUUGAAGACACCGCUGCAGCAUCUGGAACGGUACCCGACCCUACUGAAACGCGUGAUUGUAACCACGACGGACGAUCAUCCUGACCAUGAAGUCUUGUCACUGUGUCUGGAUGCCAUUCAACUGUGUCUGGAGAAUCUCAACCAACAGCUGGAGACGAAAAAGGAGCUUUUGGAGAUUGAAAAGUGGGUCGGCAAUGCUUGGCGGUUGGAUGCGCCAGAGAGACGUAUCAUGUAUCGAUGCAAGGCACAAAGUGUUGUUGUGUCGUCAACGGCAACAUCAAGUAGUAGUAGUAGUAGUCAACAACAACAACAGCAGCAGCAAUUGGGUGAUAUCAUCGUGUUGGAUCAUGUGGUGCUGGUCUUAUUGCCACCCGUCUUGUUUAUUCCACUUCCUAUUGUUGUUUACAUCGUUCCAUCGCAUCAUCAUGAUACAACGACACCAGCGAUAGUAACGCUAGCGCAUCCACCGCGUGGGAUCACUUACCGAGUCCAGUUAGAUGCACCACAAAAACUGGUUGAAGCCAUUGCUGAUGCACAAAAGGAACUGAAGCAAAAGCAACCGCACUUGUUGUCUGAUCCGCCACUCGUAUCGUCAACCAUCGAGUCAUGGACUGCUGCUGUUCGAUUGCCAGACGGACGGUUAGCUGUCGGAUCACAUCAUGGCGUCACCCUGUACCCAUCACGUGAACGUAUCAUCGAAAUCGAUUGCUCCAAACUAGCAAUUCUUGCAAAGAACCACCACGACCACGAUAGCGGACCAUUUCUUGUUGUUGCCAGCCACCGUCGCCAACUCCUUUUGAUAUACAAACUCAACGAAACGAAUAACCGCAUGAUGCGGGACCAGCAGCCGUGGAUGAUUGAAAAUGUCUUGGACGGGUUCCAUGUCAUUGAUCAAUACAUUGUCUAUCAAGACCGGGCGGAUAUGCUUGUGCAUUUGUGGAAUCCGAGGAAACGGCGUUCUGUCAAGACCAUGGAUGUCCAGUCUGUACGAGUAUCUGGAUUUUCUAGUUUUAUUGAACAGGAACGACAUUGGCUGGUGAUGGCAUGUGACGCGGAUUUUGUGCUGGUGGAUAUUUCGGGCCAAGCCAUGCGUAGGCGGAUUUCUCUAAAGGACAGUGGUGGCGUCAACGGCGGCAGCAAGGCACUCUCUUUGGCAGUCAAUGGCGAGCGACUGUGCUAUAAUCGGGCGCUCUGGUGCAUUUGUUGUAUGAAGAAAGAUGCAAAUUAGUGGGUUCUUGCAACGGCAGUAGUAGUAAUGGUAGUUCUGAAGAGGAGAUCUUUCUGUAUAUUUAUAACGACAAGCGACAUCAUCUUGUCACAUUUGUAAAAAGUCAUAUACCAUCAUCAUCAUCAUCAUCAUCAU
This is a messenger RNA of Zychaea mexicana, 2263 nucleotides long. RefSeq names its product rho guanine nucleotide exchange factor. NCBI's taxonomy places the organism in Eukaryota, Fungi, Mucoromycota, Mucoromycetes, Mucorales, Lichtheimiaceae. The transcript has 3 exons. The record is from RefSeq and is a predicted model, not a curated record. Gene Ontology annotation, molecular function: guanyl-nucleotide exchange factor activity. The coding region runs from base 440 to 2128 and encodes 562 amino acids.